Tinamus guttatus (white-throated tinamou) is the source of this 6710-nucleotide messenger RNA. Lineage: Eukaryota; Metazoa; Chordata; Aves; Tinamiformes; Tinamidae. The record is from RefSeq and is a predicted model, not a curated record.
UUUAAAGUUCUGAGUUCCAAGCUGAUGCCAACUGCAGAUGAUGAGAUGGCAAGGAACUGUGCCAAAUCUUUCUGCGAAAACUUCCUCAGAGCAGGAGGUCUGAGUUUGGUGGUGAAUGUGAUGCAGAGAGAUUCCAUCCCAUCAGAAGUAGACUAUGAAACAAGACAGGGAGUCUACUCCAUCUGCCUGCAACUUGCAAGGUUCUUGCUUGUUGGCCAGACCAUGCCUACCUCACUGGAUGAGGAUUUCAUUAAAGAUGGGGUGGAAGCAUUGUCCUCGCGUCCCUUCCGUAACGUCAGCCGACAAGCAAGUAGACAGAUGUCCAUCUGUGGAACACCGGAGAAAUCGUCCUACCGACAGCUCUCUGUGUCUGAUAGAUCCUCCAUUAGGGUGGAAGAAAUCAUACCAGCAGCUAGAGUUGCCAUACAAACUAUGGAGGUGAAUGAUUUCACUUCCACAGUGGCUUGCUUCAUGCGUCUCUCCUGGGCUGCUGCUGCAGGACGGCUGGACCUCGUCGGGAGUAGUCAGCCAAUAAAAGAGAGCAACACCCUAUUUCCUGCUGGGAUUCGGAAUAGACUUAGCAGCUCAGGAAGUAAUUGCAGUUCAGGAAGUGAAGGAGAACCAACAGCACUGCAUGCUGGCAUCUGUGUGAGACAGCAGUCCGUAUCCACCAAAGAUGCUCUGAUUGCUGGAGAAGCCCUGUCUCUGCUAGUCACAUGCCUUCAGCUGCGCAGUCAGCAACUAGGAUCUUUCUACAAUUUGCCUUGUGUUGCUGAUUUCAUCAUUGACAUCCUGCUUGGAUCACCAAGUGCUGAGAUUCGUCGCGUUGCCUGUGAUCAGCUGUACACCCUUAGUCAGACAGAUACAUCAGCUCACCCGGAUGUGCAGAAACCAAACCAGUUUCUCCUGAGUGUUAUCCUGAGCGCCCAGCUGCCUCUUUGGUCACCAACCAGCAUCAUGAGAGGAAUCAACCAGAGAUUUUUGUCCCAGUGUACAGAAUAUUUUGACCUGAGAUGUCAGUUACUGGAUGACCUCACAUCUUCAGAAAUGGAGCAGCUAAAGAUAAGCCCAGCUGCCAUGUUAGAAGAUGAGAUCACCUGGCUAGACAAUUUUGAACCCAACCGCACUGCCGAGUGUGAGACCAGUGAAGCUGAUAAUAUCUUAUUAGCAGGACACUUGAGACUCAUCAAAACUCUCCUUUCACUUUGUGGAGCAGAGAAGGAAAUGGUUGGUUCAUCUUUAAUUAAACCAUUAUUGGAUGAUUUUCUCUUCCGAGCAUCCAGGAUUAUCCUGAAUAGCCAUUCUCCAGCAGGCAGUGCUGCCAUCAGUCAGCAAGACUUUCAUCCAAAGUGCAGCACAGCAGAUAGCCGAUUAGCUGCUUAUGAAGUGCUGGUGAUGCUGGCCGAUAGCUCUCCUUCCAACCUUCAGCUUAUUACAAAAGAGCUGCUUUCUAUGCAUCAUCAGUCUGACCCUGCACUAACCAAGGAGUUUGAUUAUCUUCCGCCAGUGGAUAGCCGCUCCCUUUCAGGAUUCGUGGGGGUGAAGAAUGGUGGUGCCACUUGUUACAUGUAUGCUGUCUUCCAGCAGCUAUACAUGCAACCUGGUCUCCCUGAGGCCCUGCUUUCCAUUGAUGAUGGUACGGACAAUCCAGAUGACAAUGUGUUCUAUCAAGUUCAAUCCCUCUUUGGUCAUUUGAUGGAAAGCAAGUUGCAGUAUUAUGUACCUGAGAACUUUUGGAAGAUUUUCAAGAUGUGGAACAAGGAACUUUAUGUCCGAGAGCAACAGGAUGCUUAUGAAUUCUUCACUAGUCUUAUAGAUCAGAUGGAUGAGUACCUCAAGAAAAUAGGGAGAGAUCAAAUAUUUAAGAAUACUUUUCAAGGCAUCUUCUCUGAUCAGAAGAUCUGCAAGGACUGUCCCCACAGGUAUGAGCGUGAAGAAGCCUUCAUGGCUCUCAACCUAGGAGUGACUUCAUGUCAAAGUCUGGAAAUAUCACUGGAUCAGUUUGUUAGAGGAGAAGUUCUGGAAGGAAGUAAUGCAUACUAUUGUGAAAAAUGCAAAGAAAAGAGAACUACAGUGAAGCGCACAUGCAUUAAGGUAUUGCCUAGCCUAUUGGUGAUUCACCUGAUGAGAUUUGGCUUUGACUGGGAAAGCGGACGUUCUAUUAAAUAUGAUGAGCAAAUAAGGUUUCCCUGGAUGCUGAACAUGGAGCCUUACACUGUAUCAGGAAUGGCUCGCCAGGACUCGUCCUCCGAAGUUGGGGACAACGGUAGAAACAUGGAUCAAGGAGGAGGAGGCUCCCCAAGGAAGAAAGUGGCUCCUACAGAAAACUAUGAGCUUGUUGGUGUGAUUGUUCACAGUGGCCAGGCACAUGCAGGGCACUACUACUCCUUUAUAAAGGACAGGAGGGGAUGUGGAAAAGGAAAAUGGUAUAAAUUUAAUGACACAGUUGUUGAAGAGUUUGAGUUAUCUGAUGAAACCUUGGAAUAUGAAUGUUUUGGUGGAGAGUAUAGACCUAAAGUCUAUGAUCAGUCUAACCCUUACCCUGACGUGCGUCGGCGGUACUGGAAUGCCUAUAUGCUGUUUUACCAGAGAGUGUCUGAUCAGAACUCUCCAGUCUUACCAAAGAAAAGUCGAGUGAGCGUUGUGCGUCAAGAAGCUGAGGACCUCUCGCUAUCUGCUCCAUCUUCACCAGAGAUUUCCCCCCAGUCGUCACCACGACCCCACAGGCCCAACAGUGACCGUCUCUCCAUCUUGACUAAGCUCGUUCGAAAGGGAGAAAAGAAGGGACUUUUUGUAGAGAAAAUGCCUGUGCGGAUAUAUCAGAUGGUGAGAGAUGAAAACCUGAAGUUUAUGAAGAAUAGAGAUGUAUACAGUAGUGACUACUUCAGUUUUGUUCUGUCAUUAGCUUCACUGAAUGCUACUAAGGUAAAACAUCCUCAUUACCCAUGCAUGGCAAAGGUGAGCUUACAGCUGGCAGUCCAAUUCCUCUUCCAAACCUAUCUCCGAACCAAGAAGAAACUCAGGGCUGAUACAGAAGAAUGGAUUGCCACCAUUGAUGCAUUGCUGUCGAAAAGCAUUGAUGCUUGUCAGUGGUUAGUUGAGUAUUUGGUUGGGCCAGAGGGCCGGGAGCUUGUGAAGACUUUCCUCCUGGAAUGCAGCGUAAGGGAGGUGCGAGUUGCUGUAGCCACCAUCCUGGAGAAAACCCUUGACAGUGCCUUGCUUUAUCAGGAGAAGUUAAAAAGUCUGCAUCAGUUACUGGAGGUGCUACUUGCUCUACUAGAUAAAGAUGUUCCUGAAAACUGUAAAAACUGUGCUCAGUACUUUUUGCUAUUCAACAACUUUGUACAGAAGCAGGGCAUAAGGGCUAGCAGUCUUCUUCUCAGACACUCUGCUUUGAGACAUAUGAUCAACUUUCUCCUUGGCCCCAACCGGCAGAAUAAUCAGAACCGAAGAUGGAGUUCGGCACAAGCACGUGAGUUUGGAUAUCUUCACAAUACUGUGUCACUGCUUGUUUUGCACUCUGAUGUCUCCUCACAAAGAAAUGUUGCUCCUGGUCUCUUUAAGCAGCGUCCACCUCUAAGCAUCACUGCUUCAGGUCCACUUUUGACUCUCCAUGAAGAAGUAGAAGCCUUGUUAUUCCUGUCUGAGGGAAAGCCAUACUUAAUGGAGGUGAUGUAUGCGUUACGAGAGCUGACUGGAUCCCUGUCGGUUCUCAUUGAGAUGGUGGUGUACUGCUGCUUUUGUAAUGAGCACUUUUCCUUCACUGUGCUGCACUUCAUCAAGACUCAGCUGGAAACUGCACCACCUCAUGAACUGAAAAAUAUAUUCCAGUUGCUCCAUGAGAUAUUGGUUAUUGAAGACCCUUUACAAGUAGAGCGCAUCAAAUUUGCCUUUGAGACUGAAAAUGGAUUAAUAGCCCUGAUGCACCACAGCAACCAUGUGGACAGCAGUCGUUGUUAUCAGUGUGUCAAGUUCCUUGUAACUUUGGCUCAGAAGUGCCCUACUGCAAAAGAUUAUUUCAAGGAGAAUUCCCAUCACUGGAGUUGGGCUGUGCAGUGGCUACAGAAAAAGAUGUCUGAACAUUAUUGGGCUCCACAGAGUAACGUAUCCAACGAAACAUCAACUGCAAAAACCUUCCAGCGCACUAUUUCAGCACAGGACACACUGGCCUAUGCCACAGCCCUGCUGAAUGAGAAAGAUCAGUCUGGAAGCAGUAAUGGGUCAGAAAGUAGUCCAGCCAACGAGAAUGGGGAGAGACAUCUGCAGCAGGGUUCAGAGUCUCCCAUGAUGAUUGGUGAGCCUAAAAGUGACCUUGAUGAUGUUGACCCAUAAAGGAUACCUAAGAACACAAGAGCAGAUCAACUCUAAUAUUUAAUGCCUGGUACUUUUUGCAACUGGAGUCCCAUUGCUUAUGCCAUUAGAAGAGUCUGGAAGAGAAAUGGCUUUAUUAAAAUUGCUGGAGGAAAAAUUUUCCCUGAAAACUAACAGCAUUCUUCUGCCAUGAAGGCUUCAGAUGAAUAAAUGAUAUAGAAAACUGCAUCUUCACCUGCAGUAUGCUUGUGACAGUCCAGACACCGAAAAGUUUGUCAAGAAGAUUUUAUCAAGUACACAAACGCUAGUGGUUGAAUUUUUAUGUGAACAUUAAAUGAGUGAAUGUAAAACUGUUGCUUUUCUGUGAUGCUGCAAAAAAAAUUCUUUUGGUUUUUAUACAGAAAAAAAAAACAUUGCCCUUAUGUAUGGAGGGCAAUUUUUAAUCUUUCUGAUAAUACUGAAUAGGAAUAUUCAAAUUUCUGUAAAGAUGUGUGAUGACUUACAUUUCAUUGUAAAAUAUUAGUUAAAGAAUCAGUUUACAUAAAGACUUCUGUAUUUAAUAUGUCUCCCUGCUAAUUUGUAAAGCUCUUUAUGAGAAGGUUUGGUAAACUUGCUCUAAGGACAGUGACUCCUUACGGAAUGGUUUGGUGAAGGAAUUCUGGAAUAGGUUGUCUUUUCUGGUAACCUUCUGAAAACCACCAAAAAUUGGGAAGAGCAAUAAAAGAAACGUUUUGCUUUCUAGGUAUGCGGGUGUUUAUGAAAGGAUGUUGGUGGAUUUCAAAAAAAAAUUAAUGAGUAGUUUAAAAGAAAAAAAGCACUUUAACAUGGAAUUCUGUUGCAGUUUUACUCAUUAAAUUUUUUUAAUCUUUGGAGACAUAUUAAAUAAGAUGUAGUCUCAAUCAUGUGAUCUGCAAUCACUUGCUUAAUGCUUUGAAAUUACUGAGAAAGUUGGUAUUGGUUGUAUAUGAUGAAUAAUUCCUUGAGUGAGUUGAGGACACUGUUGUGCAGAUUUUAGCAGUUUUAACAUGGGGAAAGAAAGAUUUGGCUUUGUAUUUUCACUUGACCAGGCAACAUUUAAAAUACCACAGCUCCUAUUUGCUCACAACUGGAAACCAGUUGGGACGAUUUGAGCAAUUUUGUUUUCUGUGUCAAAUGCAUUUCUGGGUUUGGAUGCUAGCUUCUUUUGUGCCAACUAACUCGUCAUAUUUUGUACAUUUUGCGUUUGUCACAUUUUCUGCACUGCUUUUGCCUUUAUUUAUGGAUUCUGCCUUACUUUAAAAAUUAUAUAAAUAGACAUGCACAGAAAUGGGGGAGAUCUCUAGGAGUGCCUGGGUACCUCCAGAAUAGAUAAAUUUGCCAAGUUAAAGGCACAGACAGCCGAAAAGUGCCUUUUUUUUUUUCCUUCUUCUUCUUUUUACACACUGUUGCCGAAACAAGAAGUGGCAGCCAGCUUUUCACUGUUGUGCACCAAUAUUGAAAUUUAGCAGUCAUUUCACUGUCGGGAGUAAACAUCUGCCUUCAGCUGUACGGCUUUAUAACUUAUUGUGGGUUAAGAGAACUGUUGUCACCAAUUGCGCCUGCAAAGUAAGGGUGGCACUGGAGUGAAUCUCACUUGUUUUUUCUCCAAACAAUGUCUUCAUGAACACAUGGCAGAAUUAGCAUUUUAUAAAUGUUUCUGAUAAUGUGCUGGGACAUUUUAAAUGUGAUGUUUUAAAUUAAUUACGAAUAAAUCAUUUCUUAAGAAUACUCCCUCUACCUUUUCCCCUCCCCACCAACUACCACCAAAUACUUUGUAAUGGAUCAUAAAUCAUCAUGAGUAGUGGGUAUGCAGCGGGGAUGGUGAUGGAAGGAGUGAGUCAUGUUCUUAUGGGUUGGCACCAAUUGUCACUUCAGGUUCCUGUUAUUUCCUAUGGAAACAACAUCCUCAAUUCCUGCAGGUCCAAAGAAGCGUUGAUGGGAGAGCUGCAUCGGGAUGGCUCAUCACCACUGUAUACUUGAAACCAAUACAAACUUUUUCAUAGUUCUGCUCAUGCUUGUACAAAGUCAGUGGUUAUAAUUUGCAAUAAGAUGAUACUUGGUCAAUUAUUUUUGGUUUCCAGCUGCUGUCAUUUGAACCUGCUGAAGAUUAUUUUUUGGAAAAUAGAGUUCAACAAAACUAGUUUUUGUGUAAAUUGUGAUGCAUUUCUAUGUUGUAAUUUUUACUGCCAAUCUUUUUGGAUGAAAAUGUUUUUAUACAGCUUACAAAAUGUUCGGUGAAGAGCAGCCACAGCCUGCCUGUGAGCCUCUGGGAAGAUACUGUCCAGUUAAUACACAGACAUUUGGCACUGGAAAAAUAGGCAGUCUUGAUGAACAGUCUUGGGAUUCCUGGUCAAUGGAAUAAAGUUAUUCCUUUCACAGAA